CUCAAAUUGUCCCGGCUUGUGCUCCAAAUUUCCUUUCAUCCACUUCUCAAACAGCGUUGAACGAGACGAGAGAUAACUAUGUCGGGAUCAGACAGUGAGCAGCUUCCAGCCCUCCCUUCGGAUCUGACCUCCGAGUGGCUGGGUAGCAAGCUCGGGCACAAGAUCAAGAGGGCCGAGAACACACGAACCAUUUGGGGCACCGCUAGCAAGCUGUUCUUUGCCAUCACGUACGAGGACGCAAGUACCGACGAGCGGCCGACCCAUAUCUGUGUCAAGGGUGUCUUCGACCCUAGGAUGAUGCAGGCGCAACCGUGGACAGUCAGCCUAGCGCAGCGCGAAGCCGACUUCUACUCCAAACUGGCCCCUAACAUCAAGAACAUGAUCUUCCCGAAGGCCUGGUGGAGCGGUACAAGCGACAAGCAGGGUAUAGCAAUUAUGAACGAUCUUACUAAGGAGGGCUGCUCCUUUCCUGCAGAGGUUGCCUCGUACCCAGCUGAGCAGGUCAUGAAUGGCGUUGAGCAGCUGGCUGGCCUGCAUGCCCAGUACUGGGGUCAGAGUCAGGAAGACCAUCCCUGGAUCUGGAAUAACUACGACCCCGCUAUGAAAUUCAUGUGUGCAUCGUGGGACGAAGUGGUGCGGACUCCGGGCCGACCCCAGCUACCGGAGUACCUGAUGGAUGGCAAGCGAUGCAACGAGGCGCUGGACCGCUACUACGCCGAGCGCAACCCGCGAUUCCGCACGCUGCUGCACGGCGACACACACAUCGGCAACGUCUACUUCACGGCCGACGGCCGCAUUGGCUUCCUGGACUGGUCUGCGUUCCACUUCGGCUCGUGCUUCCACGACGUUGUGUACCACAUGACGGCUAUGCUGAGCGUCGAGGACCGCCGCGCGCACGAAAUGGAGAUCCUCGACCACUACCUCGAGACGCUGCACCGGCUCGGGGGUCCCAAGUUUGAUCGUCAUAACGACCCCGAAGUCAUGAUCGAGUACCGACGCUCCUUUAUGACCAACGUUAUCUGGCUCAUCUGCCCCGACGGUCUGCAGUCCAAGGAGCGUGUUGCUGUCUUGUGCGAGCGCACCGUUGCCGCUUACGACGAUCAUAAGGUCAUUGAUUGCAUUCUUGGCCAGCCAAAGCCGCACGCUUAAGACACGAGGACGAGGUGUAUCUGUUCAAUGUGGAUUCCUUGAACACAUGACAGGCUCGGAGGUAACGUCUUCCACACCCGUUUUGGUCAUCCUAGCAAUUUGGCCACCGGUCCGCCACAGGUCGCAAUGAGCUGUGAAACAGCCGAUAACGGACGGUUUCAGACCGGAGGCCAACUUGCUAGGGUUGACUAAAAUGAACAUGGGGAGACAUUAUGUUGCGCUAUAGGGCAGCGCUUACGCGGUAAAUUCAGGGUCAAUCUCAAGGUGUAUUUGGAAGGUUAACACUGUCGGAAAUAACUCCCACUGGCUCUAAGUUAAAUCAACCUGAUUGACUGCGCG
Molecule: messenger RNA, 1488 nt
Organism: Thermothelomyces thermophilus ATCC 42464
Lineage: Eukaryota; Fungi; Ascomycota; Sordariomycetes; Sordariales; Chaetomiaceae
Exons: 2
Coding region: 79-1149 (356 amino acids)
Source: RefSeq, a predicted model, not a curated record